Messenger RNA from Amphimedon queenslandica, 2741 nucleotides. RefSeq lists its product as uncharacterized. The record is from RefSeq and is a predicted model, not a curated record. NCBI's taxonomy places the organism in Eukaryota, Metazoa, Porifera, Demospongiae, Haplosclerida, Niphatidae. Bases 34 to 2733 code for a protein of 899 amino acids. Gene Ontology annotation, cellular component: signaling receptor complex; plasma membrane. The transcript has 17 exons. Gene Ontology annotation, molecular function: transmembrane receptor protein tyrosine kinase activity; ATP binding. Gene Ontology annotation, biological process: positive regulation of kinase activity; cell surface receptor protein tyrosine kinase signaling pathway; protein phosphorylation.
GUGCUGAGUGUAGGUGUGCAUACAACUUGCAAGAUGAAGUUAGAUCUACUUGUUCUUUUAUCUAUUUGUCUGUUACAAGCUGGUACAGUUGAGUCUUGUACUGAAGGAUUCAUGAGUCAAGACCUCCUCACUGCUAAGGCUGAGCAGAUCACUUCCUGUGUGGGAUCAUCAGUCACUGCAUUAGCUGAAUCACAACCAACAAGGUGGAUAUUUGGACGUCAUUUUAGACCAAAGUCAUCCUGUAGCAGCUCACAUGUGAUAACUGGACUCACACUAGGAGUGGACAUUAGAUCAGUCAAUGAGAGUCGUAAUGAAUAUCCUCUUUUUGAAAUAUGGACAAGAGAUUCUAAUUCUAAUAGUUUCAUUAAACAACAGAGUAUUUCUGUUGCUCUAACCCCAGCUAAUUUUAGCACAAAUGGAACCUACCAAUUCAUAUUUCCUACACCAAUCAGUUUUAAUUCUAACACUCGUUUAGGAAUAUACCAACCAGCUAAUGAUACUAGUGUUGUUAGGUUUUAUAGAGUGAGUCAAUCAACAGGCAUAAAAAGAGUAGAAGAUGAUGACAUCAAUAAUGAUCAACUAUCACAAUCUGAUCUCAUAUCUACUUCUUUCAAUGUCCUUAUACAUCCAAUAACAGAGCCAAGUGAUGACUGCUUUCAAAGUUUCUUAAGUCAAAACGAUGUGAUUAUAGAUAGCUCUGGUAUCACUAGGAUUACAAGGGUUACAAAUGAAGUGAGAGCAUUUCCUGAUAUUCGUUUCACGUGUAACGGAACAAUCAAAAACAUAAUACUGGGAACUUUAAGAUUUGAAAAUCAUUACCCAUUAAUUCAACUUAAAAGAUCAUCUCAACUGAUCAAUGUGUUACGUCCUAACAUUACUGGUGCUACUAAUAUUAGUACUAAUUUGUAUAACGUGAGCCUAAUCAAUCCAGUUGAAGUUAAACCCAAUGAUAUACUAGUGAUAGACAGUUCAAAUGAUGCAAGAAUGUACUACCAGCAAUACAAUGGACCACUCAAUUAUGAAAUUGAGAAUCACAAUGGCGAGUUAGAACUGGAACCACUAGACAGUUCUAAUAAUUACCCUCUGAUAUCUAUUGUAGCUAGUGCUAGCACAAGUGAAUUUGUAUCAGCUAGUAACUAUGUUAGUCUUGAUGUAAGUGCUACUACUUCACCUUCAACUGGUCCUGAAUCUCUUGAUAAUAACAUUGGUGUGAUUGCUGGAACGAUAACUAGUGCUAUCAUAUUGAUUAUAGGAGUCACAAUUUUGGUCAUUGUUAUUGUCCUUAUUGCUAGAACUAGAAAUAAAAGAAAAACAAUACGUCUAAACAGUUUGACAAUCACGAGAUCUGCCUCGUCACAGAUUGAUCACGAUUAUACUAUUGUCGCAAGUGGCAGCUUUAGCACCGAAGGCUCUAAUAUGUAUCAUAAAAUUCAUGAUCUAGACUACAGUCAACCUGUAGAUAAUACAAUUAAAAAAGGACUCUAUAAUCCAUCUUAUUCUGAGCAGGAAGCACCAAAAUAUGAAACAGUCACAGUUCAUAAAUUAACAAGUCCUUCAACUCCUGUUGUCAUUCCAAGUCCAAAUACAUUAGAGAAUCCAAUGUACACUGAUGAAAUUAUUGGUAGCAAUAUUGACAAGAAUAGCAGCAUAGUGACGCCACAAAUGUAUGCAGUUCCCAUAUCAAGUAGCCAAGCAAAAAUAGAUCCCUCACAUGCACAGCUAUCAGCAUCACCGACACAAUUUGUUCAAGAAGAACCACUUUACUGGCAGCCUGGUGAUGACACAGAUUGUCUGUAUCACCAGUUAUCAUCAAAAGGAUUUAGAGAAAUUGCAAAAAAAGAUAUUCAAACAAUUAAAGAGUUAGGAUCAGGCCAAUUUGGUACUGUCUAUGAAGGAAUGUGGUUAUCAAAGCCAGUUGCCAUUAAAACAUUAAAGAAUAGUUCAGUGGAACAAGAUAAGGUCAAGUUUCUUCAAGAGGCAGCCAUUAUGGGUCAGUUUCAUCAUCCUAACAUUGUCAAGUUACAUGGAAUGGUCACUGUUGGAGAGCCAUUGAUGAUAGUACUGGAGUUAAUACCUCAUGGAGACAUGAGACAAUACCUUCACACUCUCCAACCACAACCAGGAGAACUGGUAGCAUCAACAGUACCAGGUCUACUGCUCAGUUUCUGUCGUCAGAUUGCUUCAGGUAUGGAGUACUUGUCUAAGAAAGGGUUUGUACACAGAGACCUGGCUGCUAGGAAUAUACUGAUGACUGAUCAUGGAAUGUGUAAAAUUGCUGACUUUGGAAUGUCAAGAGAUCUACAUGAUGAAAAUUACUAUGUAUCUACUACUGCAAAGAGGAUUCCUAUCAAAUGGACAGCUCCUGAAGCUUUGCAUUUCAAGCGUUAUUCCAGUGCUAGUGAUGUAUGGAGUUAUGGUGUAGUAAUGUAUGAGAUAUGGAGUCUGGGACAUAAACCAUUUGAAAACUGCACCAAUCAAGAGUGUUUAAGAAGAGUUGAUUCAGGAUUUCGUCUUCCUCCUCCUCCUGGUUGUCCCAGGUCUAUAUAUGAGAUGAUGAUACAAUGCUGGCAUCCAGAUACUGGUAGUCGUCCUACAUUUGUACAGUUAGUAUCAAGACUCUCAUUAUCUGAUGCUAAACUGUUGAGUACAGUAUCAAGUGAUACUACAGUAAUAGGAGGACCACUGGAGACUGGAUAUCAACUAUAUACUGAACUACAAAAUAUGUAUCAGUAACUUAAUUU